Molecule: messenger RNA, 1310 nt
Organism: Alexandromys fortis (reed vole)
Lineage: Eukaryota; Metazoa; Chordata; Mammalia; Rodentia; Cricetidae
Gene: Yae1
Product: YAE1 maturation factor of ABCE1
Exons: 4
Coding region: 67-837 (256 amino acids)
Source: RefSeq, a predicted model, not a curated record
CAGGCCGGAAGCACUUGCGGCCGCUUCCGGGCCUCCGGGCCUCUGGGGCUCGUGGUUUCUUCGGAGAUGUCUUGGGUUCGAGGGGUUCCCGAGGUCCCGAGCCCUGGAGAUCAGGAUGUGUUUGAUGAGGAAGCGGACGAGACUCUGUUAGUGCAGCGUGAAUGGCAGGGACACAUGCGGAGACGAAUCCAAAUGUUUUUCACUGGGUGGAGAGUCCGAAGUGAGGCGUGGCGUUACUACGGCUUGGAAAAGGUGAACCUAAGAAUGUUGUCACCGCACGGGCAGGAAGGUUACAGAGAUGGAGUAGAUGCCGGCAAAGCAGUUACUCUUCAACAGGGCUUCAAUCAAGGAUAUAAAGAAGGGGCAGAAGUCAUUGUAAACUAUGGACUACUCAGGGGAACACUGAGUGCUUUGCUCUCCUGGUGUCACCUUCGCGGUAGUAGUUCGACUUUGAUCAGUAAAAUAAAUAAUCUUCUGGAUGCAGUCGGCCAGUGUGAAGAGUGUGUGCUUAAACGUCUGCAGUCAGUCACUCCACAGCCCCAAGUUACAGAUUUAUUGGACUCCAUUGAGGAUAUGGACCUUUGUCAUGUAGCUCCAGCUGAGAAAAAGAUUGAUGAAGCUAAAGAUGAAACACUCUGUGAAAAUAGUGCUGAGUUUAACAAAAACUCUGACAAGAGUCCUAGCGGGAAAGAUUGUUCCCCUUCAGACUGUUGCAGAACACAGGAGCACGCACAUAUGGAAAAACCAAGCCUCAGUUGGAUUCUGGAACAGACGGCCAACUUAGUGAAACAGUUGGGACUAUCGGUAGACGUGCUGCAACACCUCAGACAACUCUAAGAUUGUCUCCCUUCUGUAGUGGGAGGAAGUUCAUCAGAGCGAUGUGUGUCUACAUAAGAUGACCAUUGGUUGAACAGCUCACCUCUAGUUACCCCUGUGGGAUUAUGAGGGGUCUUCAGUGUUAACACUAGUAAAUGGAACAUAAGUCAUUAUCUUUGUUAUUGGUAAUUUUUUAAAUUUUUAGAUAUAUUCAAAAAUCCUCAUUGUCAUUUUCAAAUUUCUAAGACUAGCAAAACCCAAGAACAAGGGGAAAAAAUCCAAUGCUGCUUUCUACUUCUGUAUCGGGUGACAGUUCAGGGCCUCGUCACCAGCAACCCAACCAAAGUUGCCAAAAUAACCUAAAGGUUACCUAGAUAUAUAGAAGUAGAUGUGUAGUUAGCUAUACAGUAAAGUCAAGAGACCAGAGAAACUGACACUAUUGUUAUCAUUGAAUGAAUAAUCAAAAUAUUAAAAUUUACCUUGUUUACAUUUUG